CGCUUCGGGGCAGAAGCCCGGAGACGCCGUCGUCGACGCUGCUGCUGCCGGUUCUUCUGCCGCUGCCCGCGGCCCCCCAGCCCUUUCCCCCGCCCGUGGCCCCGAGUCGGCCCUCCGGCCGAGCCCCGCCGGGCGCCGCGAGGCCCCUGGCGUUGGCAAGGCCGGGCCCGGCCCCGACGCCGCGCCGCCUUACGCCGAGCCCGACUGUCUCGACUCGCGACUCAGCACUGUCUUCUUUCCCAGGACUGGUUCCGAGGGGCCCGCAGGCGCCCAGACUCGCCCCCCGCCGGAGUGCCCCGGCCCGGCCCGGGAGCGGCCCCUUGUAGAGGUUCGAGGAGCCUGCCGAGUGCCAUCCCGGCGCCCGACCGCCCACCGCCCGGCCCGCCGGCCCGCUUCUUCCUGAUGCAGACUGCCGUCCACUAGAGGUUGGACAGACCCCCGAGGUGAUUCAUGGCAGGGGACGUGGAAGGAUUCUGUUCCUCCAUCCAUGACACCAGUGUCUCUGCCGGGUUCAGAGCACUGUAUGAGGAGGGAUUGCUUCUUGAUGUCACUCUGGUUAUUGAAGAUCAUCAGUUCCAGGCCCAUAAAGCACUCUUGGCCACCCAGAGUGAUUACUUCAGAAUUAUGUUUACUGCAGACAUGAGGGAGCGAGAUCAGGACAAAAUUCAUUUAAAAGGUCUAACUGCUACUGGUUUCAGCCACGUCCUUCAAUUUAUGUAUUAUGGAACUAUAGAACUGAGUAUGAAUACUGUUCAUGAGAUCCUUCAGGCUGCCAUGUAUGUUCAACUUAUAGAAGUGGUGAAGUUCUGCUGCUCUUUUCUAUUAGCAAAAAUCUGCUUAGAAAAUUGUGCAGAAAUUAUGAGACUCUUAGAUGAUUUUGGUGUAAACAUCGAGGGAGUCAGGGAGAAGUUGGACGCCUUUCUGCUAGACAACUUUGUGCCACUCAUGUCCAGACCUGACUUCCUGUCUUAUCUGAGCUUUGAGAAGCUCAUGUCUUAUUUGGAUAAUGAUCAUCUGAGCAGGUUCCCAGAGAUAGAGCUGUACGAGGCUGUGCAGUCUUGGCUGCGGCAUGAUAGAAGACGCUGGAGACAUACCGAUACCAUCAUUCAGAACAUCAGGUUUUGUUUGAUGACCCCAUCCAGUGUUUUUGAGAAGGUUAAGACAUCCGAAUUUUAUAGAUACUCCCGACAGCUGCGCUAUGAAGUUGACCAAGCAUUGAAUUACUUUCAGAACGUUCACCAGCAGCCUUUGUUGGACAUGAAAUCCAGCCGCAUCCGCUCUGCCAAACCCCAAACUACAGUAUUCCGAGGAAUGAUUGGACAUAGCAUGGUUAACAGUAAAAUCCUUCUCUUAAAGAAGCCAAGAGUCUGGUGGGAGCUGGAGGGCCCGCAGGUUCCUCUGCGCCCGGACUGCCUUGCUAUCGUCAAUAACUUCGUGUUCUUGUUGGGCGGGGAAGAACUGGGCCCAGAUGGCGAAUUCCAUGCUUCUUCCAAAGUGUUCAGGUAUGACCCGAGGCAGAACUCUUGGCUCCGGAUGGCAGACAUGUCAGUGCCACGUUCAGAGUUUGCAGUUGGUGUUAUUGGGAAGUUUAUUUAUGCCGUAGCUGGCAGAACCAGAGAUGAGACUUUCUAUUCAACCGAGAGAUACGACAUCACCAAUGAUAAAUGGGAAUUCGUGGAUCCUUAUCCAGUUAACAAAUACGGACAUGAAGGGACAGUGCUCAACAACAAGUUGUUUAUCACCGGUGGAAUCACCUCAUCUUCCACCUCCAAACAAGUGUGCGUGUUCGACCCCAGUAAAGAAGGGACCAUAGAACAGCGGACCAGAAGAACGCAAGUGGUUACCAACUGUUGGGAGAAUAAGAGCAAAAUGAAUUACGCAAGAUGCUUUCACAAGAUGAUUUCUUACAACGGCAAGCUUUAUGUCUUCGGUGGUGUCUGUGUGAUCUUGAGGGCCUCUUUUGAGUCUCAGGGAUGCCCUUCCACAGAAGUGUACAACCCAGAGACUGAUCAGUGGACCAUCUUGGCAUCCAUGCCAAUUGGCAGAAGUGGCCACGGUGUGACUGUGCUGGACAAACAAAUAAUGGUUCUCGGAGGCCUUUGCUACAACGGUCAUUACAGCGAUUCCAUCCUUACUUUUGAUCCAGAAGAAAACAAGUGGAAGGAAGAUGAGUACCCGCGGAUGCCCUGCAAGCUGGAUGGUUUACAAGUGUGCAACCUGCACUUCCCGGAAUAUAUACUGGACGAGGUCAGGCGUUGCAACUAAUGACAUCUUUCUCCCUUUAAAAAAAGCCAAACAAAAGAUUUGUUUGUGACGAAGUAGUUAAUUAAAAAAAGUGAAGAAAAACCUCACCAGUUUUACUAUCAAAGCCAUUGGUCUAAUAUCGUAAAAAAAUUUCAUUCUGUGCUAGCAUCCGUUUUUUUUUUUUCUUUUUAGUGGCCUCAGACUCAUGCAAUAAGUUCAUUCUAAGCGCUAGCUCUUGAAACUACUUCCAGAAGCAGUUUAAUAGAGUGAUCCACUUAUCUGGGAAGUUGAUUUUGUGCUUUAAACAUUUCUUUCAGAUGUCAGCGUAGGAGUCCUGCAUCUUCUAAGAGAAGACCUGAUAAGUGUCACUGGAUGUAAUUUCGGUUCCUAUCUCGAUCUGAAAUCUUUUGGAACGUUUCAGUGUAUUACAGUCUGUUAGACCUUUUGGUUUUAUAAUUUAAGUUUAAAACUCUUGACCUUUUUGCAUGGCUUUUUGCUGAAAAUGCAAAAAUAUAAAUUUUCUACAAAAUUAACUUUUUUAUAUUCAAAACACUAUUUCUAAGCUGCCUUCUCUUAUCUGCAUUGUGUUAGUGAAGCAUAUCCAUACUUGCAUACAUCUUAUGAACAUAUAAGGCACAUCUCCUUUUAUGCGUGGUUAGGAUUCUAUAUUUUUAAGCUAGUGCACUUGCACACACGGUUUGCCAUACUUGUUGAAUUUUAGAUGUAACGUCUUUUCGUGUAUUAACAUUUUUAGAAAGUUAAAAUAACUGGAGUCCUCAUUGGUAUCAAAGUAGCCUAUCUUCAGUCCAUACUGAUUCAGUAAUAUUGGAACUCCGUGUAUUCCUGAAACAUGUAUGGAUUUCUGAAAACUAACAUUUUAUAUUUUCUUUUCAAAAGUAAACGUUAGUGUUCCUUAUUCAAUGUAUGUCUUCUUUUUGAAAAUGUUUUUCUUUGCAGUCUGUUUAACGUUACCCUGUUUUUAGUGAGAAUCGGAGUGGUAGACGCAGCCCGGGCCUUGCGGCGUGCAAGCACUUUUAAAGAGCAUUUAGGUCAUACCAGACUCCUAAAUAGAGGCCCCUUAAAAGUAAGUGCAACUCCCAUUCUUUACACUCAGUAAGGCUGCUGCGUCUGUUACUGAAUGGAAAGUAGCAACUCGUGGAAAAUUUGAGCUCAUUUUUGAUGUAGAGGUAAGAAACAGAAUUAUAAUCUUACUGGUCAUAUCUACUUGUUUAUUUAGUACAGAAUACUUAGUGGCACCGGGGAUGUAAGCCCCCAGCCUUUGUUUUAUUUACUGAAAGCUACUAGCAUGAAGGAUAGUAACCUCAAAGUUCAGAACAGAUCAAGAAUAACUGUUUAAAAGCAUUUAUAGUAAGUGUUGUAGGAUUAGCCGCGCACCUUUCAACUCUUUAAACUCAGAAGGAAGAACAAGAUUAAGCAAGAAUAACCAGGGAGUGGAUCAUUCACAUGGAUGCCAUUUUCUCCUGAGUAGAGUCUAUAUCUGAUACAGACUAGUUCUACACUGGCAAAACUUGCCAGGUCUUAGGAUAUUGGUGCAAUAUUGCAAUGCCUUCUUCUAUGGCUGUUGUAUAAAUUUUCUAGUUUCACUUUUUUUUUCUUUUUUUUUUUUUGCUGCUGCCACCACUGAACACAAAAUGGAAGGGUGAAGUCACGGAAAUGUGAAGACUUUUGGGUUUUUUGGUUUUCUUUUUUUUUUUUUUGUUUUUGUUUUGUUUGUUUUUUUUUUGCAAUUA
Molecule: messenger RNA, 3995 nt
Organism: Mustela erminea (ermine)
Lineage: Eukaryota; Metazoa; Chordata; Mammalia; Carnivora; Mustelidae
Gene: KLHL15
Product: kelch like family member 15
Exons: 3
Coding region: 451-2265 (604 amino acids)
Biological process (GO): protein ubiquitination; nuclear protein quality control by the ubiquitin-proteasome system
Cellular component (GO): Cul3-RING ubiquitin ligase complex; nucleus
Molecular function (GO): protein binding
Source: RefSeq, a predicted model, not a curated record